This is a messenger RNA of Candoia aspera, 1032 nucleotides long. It is a transcript of the gene CFAP73, whose product is annotated as cilia and flagella associated protein 73. The coding region runs from base 1 to 1032 and encodes 343 amino acids. The record is from RefSeq and is a predicted model, not a curated record. The transcript has 8 exons. Gene Ontology annotation, biological process: spermatid development. NCBI's taxonomy places the organism in Eukaryota, Metazoa, Chordata, Lepidosauria, Squamata, Candoiidae.
AUGGCUUCGGAUUUGGAGGAGAUGGUGCGCGUCGCCGUCAGGGACAAGCUGCUGCUGAUGAAAAUCCCAGAGAAAGAAAAUGGCUUUUUGUCCUCAGCUUGUUGCCUGUUAGAGAAGCAAAGAGAACUGGCGGAAGUGGAGAAGAGCUUCCUGGCCACCAAAGAGGAGUUCCAGAAAAAGAUGGAAAAUCUGCAGCAGCGACGGCAAGAAUUGGAACGCAAAGAGAGUCAGCUCAAACAGGCCAUUUUGAAGUUUGACAAGUUCUUAAAGGAGAACGAUGCCAAACGGGGCCGAGCAAUGCGCAAAGCUAAUCAAGAGAAGGAGCAGAUGGCUCUGAAGGAGGUGGAAGCAGAAAACCUCAGGCAGGAAACGGCCCAGUUGCUGACGGUGAAGAAGAAACUCCAAGGAUGCCUGGCAGCUCAUAAGCCUUUCCAGGAGUAUCUGCAGAAAGUCCUGGGGAAGGCGGAGCAGUUUCAGGAAAUCCCAGAGCUGAUAGGUCGGUUCCAGACCCUGUUGGCCACCCAGGCCAGCUUGGCCCAGAGGGAACAGGCUGCCCGUGAAGCCGUGGAGGAGGAGCGCACAUGCUUGCAGCAGUACUUGGAGGACAGCAGUAACCAGAUUUUGCAGCAAAACAAUCUGGUGGCUGAGCUGCAACGCCAGCUGGACCAAGUCCGGGCCAAGGUGUUUGAACUGGAGUCCAACUGGAUCUGCAUCCAGAACACCGCGGCUGACAAGACUCUGGAGCUGGGACAGAUCAAGCUGGCAGCCCUGAACCUCUUCCAGAUGGUGGCCAAGCAUAGGAAGCUACCAACUAAUGUACCACAGGAGGACACAGAAGCUCAACUGGAUGCGGUCCAGCUUUGCAUUGAAGAUUUAACAGCUAUACUUGCUGAUUUCCGCAAAGGAGAGCCGCUACAAGCUUCACAGCCAGAAAAAGUGGUGCCAUCUCAAUCCAGUACAGCAGCCAGCCAGUCACAUCCACUAUCUAGGAUAUCUCCAACUGGGGUUCUGCUCUCAGAAUCCACAGCAUGA